AUGUUUUCAUUAAACGUCUGCAACGCGGAGGGCCAUAACAAAACGAUCAGGAAUACCAAGCACUGUAAAGGUAAGGUGGACGUCAUCUUUGUCUUGGAUUCCUCGAGCAGUGUCCGGGCGGACGGCUGGACAAAGGAGCUGGAGUUUGUCUCGGACGUCGUCAAGCACUUCACCGUGGGCCCAGAUCACGUGCAGGUGGGGGCCGUGGCCUUCAGCUACCUGGGCGAGUUACUCUUCAACCUCAAAGAUCACAAAAGCGUCGCGGGCAUCGAGAAGGCGCUGAAAAGUGCCAGGUUUAUCGACUCUCAGUCCAACAUAGACAAGGCCCUGAACGUCAUCAACUCCAAGAAGAUGUUCAGCAAAGAGCACGGUGGUAGACCGGGCGUCCCGAAAAUCGUCUUCAUCAUUAGUGACGGGCCGUCGACGGAUCUCCCCAAAAGUGAGUUCAAGGUCAUGAGAGGUUGUGACCUUCAUGUUGUGGGUGGGUCACUCAAGGUUGUUAGAUUUUAG
Physella acuta is the source of this 510-nucleotide messenger RNA. Its product is annotated as vitrin-like. NCBI's taxonomy places the organism in Eukaryota, Metazoa, Mollusca, Gastropoda, Physidae. The record is from RefSeq and is a predicted model, not a curated record.